CGUCAAUUCAAAUUCCAAAAUUUGGCAACUGUUCCAAAAUCAAACACAGAUCCAUUUUUGAGCAGAUUAGAACCAUUUUAUUUAAAAUUGUUUUCAUAAAAAGAGCUCUGAUUUUUUUUGUUCUGGCCGGAAAUCUUAACUAAAUUUUAAUCGUUGCCGGCAUCCUUGCCGACAAAAUUCUGUAUGUAGUCUUAGGCUGUGUUAACUAAAAAUUAUAAUUUUGGAACGAUUUGUAUUUAAAAAAAACUGUGGAUUUCGCUACAAGUUUUAUAUAAAAACAAAUAAUUAUUUAAAAAUUGUGUAAUAAAUUAUUUGCGUAUUUAAAAAUAGAAAAAAGGAGUUUAAAUAUGCAACACACUAGUUCAUCCAACAGAAGUAAAAAUCACAGUCGCGGACGCUGGGGAAUUCAUAAAAAAAAAGACCAAGGAGAAAAUGAAGUUAAUUCCAUUCUUUUGCAAAAUUUUAAGAAAUAUGCCGAAGAGCUUGAUGAUAAGCAUGAUCGUUAUGAAAGGAUUAUUAAAAUAUCUCGGGACAUUACAAUAGAAUCGAAACGAAUAAUUUUCCUUUUACAUACAAUUGAUAUAAAAAAAGGAAACUCCGACAAGGUUUUAGCUGAAGCCAAACAUCGGUUACAAAAUCUUUUUGCUAAUCAAUUUUAUCUUAUUGCGAAGGAAUUGCAUAAGAUGGAUGCUUAUCAAUAUUCCCGUGCUUAUUCGGCUGGCCUACAAGAAUUUAUCGAAGCUUUCUCGUUUUAUGAAUAUUUGAAUAAAUCAAAUUUGUCCAGUUGGGAAAUAAUACAAAACCAUUUGAAGUUUGACAUAAAUGUAGAUGUAGAGAAUAUAGAAAACAAAAUUGAAUCAGAAAAUAUGAAAAAUAUAGAAUUAGCAAAUACUGAGACCAAAAAUACAAUCGUUAGUUGCCUUGUGCAACCUACUGAAUACAUACUUGGACUAGCAGAUGUUAGCGGAGAAUUAAUGAGACGUUGCAUAAACUCUUUAGGAGUUGGGGAUAUUGAAGUUUGUUUCGAAUGUUGUCGAGUGCUUCAAAUUUUUUUCACAGGAUUCGUUGGCUUAGACACAUUUCGUCAAAGAGAUUUAGCUAGAAAAAUAUCUACAUUACGUCAAAGCGUUCUCAAAACUGAACAAGUUUGCUACAAUAUAAAAGUGCGUGGUAGUGAAGCAGCAUUAUUAGGCGCUGGUGGAGAAGCAACUUAUCUUUCUUUCGUGGGAGAAGAAAAUGAUAAAAUUGAUGAAGACUAUUUCGAUUAAUUUGAAUUAUGAUCUUUUUUAAAGGGUAAAGCCUAAAAAUUUCUCUUUUUUUAUAUAAAGAAUUUAUUUAUAUUAUAUAUAAAAGUAUCAUUGGAAAAAUAAAAAGCUUUUAAAGUAUUUACAUUGAUUAA
Messenger RNA from Condylostylus longicornis, 1399 nucleotides. RefSeq names its product translin-associated protein X (gene Trax). Lineage: Eukaryota; Metazoa; Arthropoda; Insecta; Diptera; Dolichopodidae. Gene Ontology annotation, molecular function: RNA endonuclease activity; RNA binding; sequence-specific DNA binding. Bases 348 to 1268 code for a protein of 306 amino acids. Gene Ontology annotation, cellular component: cytoplasm; nucleus. The record is from RefSeq and is a predicted model, not a curated record. The transcript is spliced from 4 exons.